Molecule: messenger RNA, 5210 nt
Organism: Zootoca vivipara (common lizard)
Lineage: Eukaryota; Metazoa; Chordata; Lepidosauria; Squamata; Lacertidae
Gene: HDHD2
Product: haloacid dehalogenase like hydrolase domain containing 2
Biological process (GO): dephosphorylation
Cellular component (GO): cytoplasm
Molecular function (GO): phosphatase activity
Source: RefSeq, a predicted model, not a curated record
GGAUGCCAAUGGCACACCACUUUCCCUUAUUUGCUACAGAGAGCCUGGUGCAAAACGUAGGUUGUUUCACUGCAGAGUUUGGGCUAUUUUGUGUAUGUGGGUGGGUGGUGUUGGGGUGCAGCCAAUCACUCACAGCCUUGACUUUAUCACGGUUGUGGGUUGGCGAGACACUUGUGCAACAAGGAGCGGAUUCUGAAGUAUGACAUUUGCAAGGCUGAAACCUCUGACCUUAUUCCCAUGAAAAAACAAUGACACUAAAAAGAAAUACUAAUUUAUUCUGGCAGCUGCUUGACAGUGCAAUGAGUUUCCUCAGAAGGUGGAUGUUUUUAAGCAGAGGCUGGGUGGACAUCUGUCAUGGAUGCCUUAGUUGAGAUUCCUGCAUUGCAGAAUCUACAAUUCUGUGAUUUUAUGUAUAAUCCUUGAACUUAAUCAGCCUCUUUUUACAGCUGAUGCGUAACCUUGGUCCACCUGCAGAUAAGUUUUUAUUUCUUCGAUAAAAAGAGUUAUUUUGCAGGUGAUAAAAAGCAGGCUCUGCAGGUAUGUACCUUGAAGCACCUUUUAGUGGCUGGCUUUAUCUCUGGGAAAGAGAAGUGCUCCUUCUUUUACGAUUAGAUAAAAGCCUGCAAUGGCAGCUGAUGAUCUCAAAACUGCUCGAUAGGAAAGUGCUGAUAAAUGUUUAAAAUUCCCGAAGGCUAGUCCGUGCUGGUCAUGGAGUUUGCACUCUGGGAAAAGAAAUCCCAAAGUUUGUUCCUUUUGGCUGUUGAGAAGGGGGGGGCAGUCUGGUGUAGUGGUUAGGGUGUUGGCCAUAAAGCUUUCUAGGUGACCUUGGUGUGAGGAUAAGACACCACCAUCUGCACUUACUCUUGGAAGGAAGGACGGAACAAAAGUGUAAUAUAAUGUAAUACGAGAGGAGCCUCAUUGAUUCCCAUGUGAUUAGAGGAACCGUUCUGUCAUUUGCCCUAAAGAGCUGUUUCAUCGUUCUAAUAGCGCUGCCCUGCAUGCAGCUGUAGGAGGAAGCCAAAGAUUUAUUUUUCCUAGAGGUGACAUUAUCGACAGCUUGUAUUGGGUUAGAGCGUCUGAUCAUUUCCAUCACGUAGCAGAGCACCCUACGAUUCUCAGCUCCUUUUUCACCAUCAGGAUCCUGCCUAGUUUGCUGGGUGGCGGUCCUUCUCUAUGAUGGCCCCCACGUUGUGGAAUGACCUCCCUUCCGAGUUGUACCCUUUUCCCAGAGGCCUUCGCGAGUGGAGGACAAGUGUGAAGGAUGGCGGCCCGGCGUGCGCUAAAGGCAGUCCUGGUGGAUCUCAGUGGAACGCUUCAUAUUGAAGACUCGGCUGUUCCAGGGGCCCAGGAAGCUCUUAAAAGGCUGCGCAGUGCUCCGGUUUCCAUCCGGUUCGUGACCAAUACGACAAAGGAGUGCAAGCGAGAUUUGCUGGAGAGGCUGAGGGAACUCGAGUUCGACAUCAAGGAAGACGAGAUCUUCACAUCUCUGACGGCAGCCAGAAAUCUCUUGGAGCAGAAGCAAGUCAGGCCCCUGCUGCUUGUCGAAGACAACGCACUGCACGAUUUCAAAGGGAUUGAUACAAACGAGCCCAAUGCUGUGGUGAUAGGGCUUGCUCCCGACCACUUCAAUUACCAAAUGAUGAACAAAGCAUUUCGACUGAUCCUCGAUGGCGCUCCCCUCAUAGCUAUACACAAAGCCAGGUAUUACAAGAGGAAAGACGGCCUCGCUCUCGGCCCUGGACCUUUCGUCACGGGGCUGGAAUAUGCAGCCGACGUGGAAGCCACCGUGGUGGGGAAGCCCGAGCGGACGUUCUUCCUGGAAGCCUUGCGUGGUACCGGCUGCACGCCAGAGGAAGCCAUCAUGAUUGGCGACGACUGCAGGGAUGACGUGGGAGGUGCCCAGAACGCUGGGAUGCUGGGAAUACUGGUUAAGACGGGGAAAUACCGAGAGAGGGACGAAGGCAAAAUUACUCCUCCUCCGUACUUAACUUGCGAGAGCUUUCCCCAUGCUGUAGACCACAUCCUCCAGCAUCUCCUAUAAAGACGCCUGCAAGAGUUACAUCCGGCGGCAUCCUCAGCAGAGCCCAAGCAGACUUGCUUGGGGGAGCUCUUGGUGGACGGCACCAAGCGGGGAGGAUCACAUUUGAAUGCUCUCCCCAGAAGGGUAGCUUCCUGUGCAUAGGAAUCAGCCUACCACAGAGAAGAGUCGUAGCCUAGCCUUCACCCUGCCUGGCACGCCAGUUUUCUUGUUCUUUUCACGGCAGGGAGAGCUUAGAUAGAUGUCCCCCUCCCCCCUUGUCUGCUGUCUAGCGUGGCACCUUCUGCACUUUUGCAGAAUGCAUAGCUCAGUUAUUCCUGCGACAUGACAUUUGAACGGAAAAGGAGAUAAACGCUAAGCCCAAGCCUUGUUAAAAAACAGUGAGGCAUGAGUGCACUGGCCUCUCUCUUCCCUUCCACCCUCCUUCCCGCACUGAUGCCAUGAACAGGGGAAUACUCCUCAGGUGUUGUUCCUGAGCUCUGAGUGGUGUGUGUGUCAACAGCACAGUGCUGGUCAAUAACUGAGUUUGCAUGUUUGCCAGUUCAAAAGCAGCCAAGGUUUGCUGUUCACCUAAACAAAGUUUUUGAUAAAUCCCAACCAACCACAUUUAAACCACUUCAUGGUAACUUUUUUUUGCGUGUUUUUAAAGCGACAUGGUAAACGGUACCACGAGCUAUCAUUUACUGGAAGUCUAAAUUGCAAAAUAUCAAGGGAUUUUGUUUAGGUUACUUACCAUGGCUAGCCACUUUCCUCCUCCUGAUCCAAUUAAAUACAGCCAGGCUGCAUCUUAAUUAGCGAUUCUUAAUUUAAAGCACUCCUACCAUUCAUAAUCAUAUUCGUGGCUGAACUUCUGCCAGCCCAUUAAUAGUGGCCAGGGUUGUUUUUCAAUUUUUAUGCACAAAUUAGAACUACCAGAGCUUUACAGAUGUUUUAAUUAGGUGGGGUUAUUAACAGGAAUGGCUUGGAAACAGAGAUCUGGUCCAUAAUGGCUUCUAUAGACCAUGAAUUUCUGAUGUUAGACUUCAAUGGGGGCCUAUUAAUUUGACAAUUGCAAGGUUUCAUUGGGUUGGUGGAGUCCCCCACCCAUUUCCUUACAGAGAGGGAAAAUCCUAGGGAAACCAUGGGGACAAAUUCCCCCCCUUUUUAUGGGGUUUUGCUAGUACAGCUGUAAAAUGAAAUUGCAAUUUGAAGCAAGUCCUAUCCUUCCCGCACAUGUUAAAGGCACCAAAAUGAGCUAACUUUUGUAAUGGCAGUAAAUGGCUUCUCUGGACCAUUUGCAAAACUAAGAAUGAAGCCCUUUUUGUUUACUUUAUGGUGCUCCUGAGUGUUAAAUUAUUAGACUGUAAUUGUAGCUGUGGCUUUACUGAAAGAGCAGUUUUCUUAAUGAGCUACAGCUACACUCUCUUUUGGAUGGAAAACACACCAGGACUGUAACGGAGACCGUAGCUGAGUGGAAACAUGAUUAGGAACGCUGAUCAGAGAUUCAUAUAACAAAAGACACAACAAAAUGCAACCGUUUAGGCAAAGUUAAGUGCUGCUUCAUUGCGGCUGAUUUCAAGCUGCAGCAUUAAGCACAUGUGUAAAUCUCUCCUUCACUCUGGCAGGAUCCAACUCUAAUUGUUGUUUCUUAAAUGGAAAAUGCUGCCCUGAUGAGACUGAGUUCCUCUAGACAAAAAGUGGGCUAUAAAUAUGGUAACAGCAAAACCUAAAACAAUUGCUCAAUUUUUUUUAUAUAAAACACUGGCCCAAAUCCAAUGGCUAGCAGUGCAAUCCUAACUCCAUAUACUCGGUAGUCUGUCCUGUUGAAUUCAGUGAGACUUGCACACAGGCAAGUAGGGUUAGGACUACAACCCAAAUUCCGUUGAAAUUAACUAGUUAGAACUGACAACUCUCACUGUUUGCCGUAGGAUGUGCAUGCCAAUCUUACGCACAUUUACCCAGAAGUUAGUCUUAAGUUCCAUGGAGCUUACUUCUGAUUAACAGUGCACAGGACUGCAACUGUACUAUUAUUAUUUACUAUUAUUAUUAUUACAACACAGACUCAUCCCCAGAAACAUAAGAGUGCUUUAUUCUGGGACAAGGAGAGUCAGGUGGUGUGAAAUGCAGCAUGUCGGCAAUUCCGGCACUGACCUUCCCAGCCUAAGGGCCAAAACAGAUUAGAUGUAGAAAACAAGUGGAGUGACUACCUUUUGUUUUGGUUCUUCCCUUUAACAUGGCUGUGGGGAGCUCCAGAUUCAACAGCAGAAGCAGUGUUACAAGUGUGUGCACUUGUGAAGACAUGUGCUUAUCCCUUUCCUCAUGGUCUGCUUCCUGACCAAGUUUCUCCUGCAUUUUUCUGACCAUCCCGCCUCCCCCCUGUGUUCCUUGAUAAACUUUAGUAGCCCUAACCUAGCUAAAGUUACUUGUGGACGUUUAUUUAACUGACCUAUUGUUAAAGCACUUAUUAGCCAUCUUUCCAGGGCUCAAGGUAACAUACAUUCCUUAUUCAUCAUCAUCACCACCACCAUUUUGAAGUAAUACAAACUAAUAACCACUUGAAAAAUCAUACAAAAAAACACAAACAACCAGUGAACAGACCAGACAAGGGAAACACUAAAUGGAAAGCAGUGCAUCAUGUAUAGUUUCUGAAAGGUCCACCAAGCUCUAAGGGAUGGGGGAACUGUUAUCAUUAGGGCCAGGUGAUAUAUCAUCCAAAACUGAUUUGAAGUCCAUAUUGUGAGAUUGGUUUCAUAAUUUUUGACCUGGCAAAAUAUCAUGAAUCGUAUGUGUGUGUGUGCUAUACAGAAAUCGCAAUGUGGGAAAAACUGAAGCUAGCCAAUGCUUUUCUCGAUUCUUGCAGCCCCUGUUGACUCUGCUGGUUCAGCUCUCCCCUGCUUCAUGCCGGGGGCCAUGAAUCACAAGAGCAGGCGCCAGCAAAAAAGCAACAUGGGGGAAACCGUGUAGCCAGCCGAUGCCUCUACAUACCUCCAUCCUUAUUUCAGACAUCGUGAUGUACAGUGGUACCGCCCCCCCUUACGAAUGCUUCGGGUUACACACUCCGCUAACCCGGAAGUAGAUGCCCCUUGUUGCGAACUUUGCCCUGGGAUGCGAGCAGAAGUUGCGCUCCGGCGGCGCAGCAGCAGCGGGAGGCGCCAUUAGCGAAAGCACGCCUCAUGUUACGAGUGGUUUCCGG